This is a messenger RNA of Osmerus eperlanus (European smelt), 2000 nucleotides long. RefSeq names its product cytochrome P450 4B1. Gene Ontology annotation, molecular function: iron ion binding; oxidoreductase activity, acting on paired donors, with incorporation or reduction of molecular oxygen; monooxygenase activity. The record is from RefSeq and is a predicted model, not a curated record. Lineage: Eukaryota; Metazoa; Chordata; Actinopteri; Osmeriformes; Osmeridae. The coding region runs from base 146 to 1696 and encodes 516 amino acids. The transcript is spliced from 12 exons.
UUCGCCCAGACAAAUCUGUUUUACAGUUCUCCGCCCAUAACUCCUGAACCACGGAUCCCUUUGCCAUAACUACUAGGUCACCUUAAUUGUUUUUCCUAGUUUCCUGUUGCUCAACCUUGUAACAAGCUUAAAUGCGAAAUUGGCAAUGGGGAUAGCUGAGACAUUAAAGACGCAAUUGUCAUUGGAUUUGCGUCACCUUCAUCACUGGGUUGCAAUAUUCUUCCUUGUGACUGUUGUUUUUAAAUUAACUCAACUAAUUGUUAAAAGGAGACAAUGGCUUCGGGCUCUUGAACAAUUUCCUGGACCACCACAACACUGGCUUUACGGUCAUGUCCAUGAGUUUAAACAGGAUGGGACAGAUUUGGAUAAAGUGGUGACAUGGGGGGAGACAUAUCCCAUGGCGUUUCAAAUGUGGUUUGGUCCAUUUGUUUCAUUCUUGAAUAUUCACCACCCAGAUUAUGUCAAAACCAUUCUAUCAUCUACAGAGCCCAAAGAUGAUCUUGCUUAUAGAUUCCUUAUUCCAUGGAUAGGAGAUGGUUUGCUCGUGUCUAAGGGCCAGAAAUGGUUUCGGCACAGAAGACUUCUGACCCCUGGUUUUCACUACGAUGUUUUAAAGCCAUAUGUCAAACUAAUGGCGGACUCUGCGAAAACCAUGUUGGACAAAUGGGAGAGUCACUCUGGAAGCAAGGAGGCGUUUGAGUUAUUUGAACAUGUGAGCCUUAUGACACUGGACAGCAUAAUGAAAUGUGCGUUCAGUUCCAACAGUAACUGCCAGACAGAAGGUGGUACUAACGCAUACAUCAAGGCGGUGUACGAGCUUAGCGACUUGGUCAAUCUCCGCUUCCGGGUCUUUCCGUACCACAGUGAAUUCAUCUUCCACCUCAGCCCACAUGGAUUUAGGUUUCGGAAAGCAUCCAAAGUGGCUCACAGUCACACAGAGGAAGUCAUAAGAAAGAGGAAAGAAGCACUGAAGGACGGGAAGGAGCUGGGAAGGAUGCAGGCCAAGAGAAACCUGGACUUUCUGGACAUCCUUCUCUGUGCGAGAGACGAGGAUCAGCAGGGCUUGUCUGACGAAGACAUCAGAGCUGAGGUGGACACCUUCAUGUUCGAGGGCCACGACACCACAGCCAGCGGGAUCUCCUUCACCCUCUACAGUCUGGCCUGUAACCCGGAGCACCAGCAGAUCUGCAGGGACGAAGUCCUCCACGUCCUGGAUGGCAGGGACACCAUGGAGUGGGAGGAUCUAAGUAAAAUACCUUACACAACUAUGUGUAUUAAGGAGUCCCUCCGUCUCUACCCUCCUGUACCUGGAAUGUCCCGGAAGAUAACCAAACCCAUGACCUUUUUCGAUGGCAGGACUGUGCCUGAAGGUUGUCUCGUUGGAACAAGCGUGUUUGGAAUUCAUAGGAAUGCAACUGUCUGGGAGAACCCUCAUGUUUUUGAUCCACUGAGAUUUCUGCCUGAGAACUCUUCUAAGAGGUCACCCCAUGCAUUUGUGCCUUUUUCUGCUGGGCCUCGGAAUUGCAUUGGACAGAACUUUGCUAUGAAUGAGUUGAAAGUAGUUGUUGCUCAAACACUCAAGAGGUACCAUCUUAUAGAGGACCCAACCAAGAAGCCCAAGAUGCUUCCUAGGCUGAUUCUGCGCUCCCUCAAUGGAAUCCACCUGAAGAUUGAACCUGUUGAACUUGAACCGUGAGGAAAAUCAACCCAAUCAAGGACAACCAGAAAACAUGUAACAUUUCAGUGAGAAAUAGUCACUAAUUCAUUUGAGCCAUAUAAUAAAAGUAAAUCAUUUUCAGUUGAUGUUGUGGCUCUCUGCAAGAGGUAGGCUAACUUUCUGUUUGAAGUGUGCAUUUUCUCACGCAGUGAGGAUAAUGAUGAAAGGCAGUUUAUGUUACUAUGAGUAACAAACAGCGAGACAUGCAAACAUUCUCAUUGAUUUAUUUUAUAAAAUAAUGCCGUUUGUGCCACAUAUGUUUAUAUUCAUAGAUUAAUUUUUA